UGGCCGAUCCUGUCCGCUGAGCGUCCCGGGUUGGGCGGGCGCUCCUCCUGGGAGUGGCGGCCCCGCCCCCACCCCCUCCUCUGCUGACCGCGCGGCCGGGUGGACCCUCGCGUCUCUCCGCGGCGCCUCUCAGCCUCGCGCUCAUCCCGCAGCUUUCGGGACCAUGGCCAACCUCGAGCGCACCUUCAUCGCCAUCAAGCCAGAUGGCGUGCAACGCGGCCUGGUGGGCGAGAUCAUCAAGCGCUUCGAGCAGAAGGGGUUCCGCCUGGUGGCCAUGAAGUUCCUUCGGGCCUCUGAAGAGCAUCUGAAGCAGCACUACAUUGACCUGAAAGACCGGCCUUUCUUCUCAGGGCUGGUGAAGUACAUGAACUCUGGGCCUGUGGUGGCUAUGGUCUGGGAGGGGCUCAAUGUGGUGAAGACAGGCCGAGUCAUGCUGGGGGAGACCAAUCCAGCUGAUUCUAAGCCAGGCACCAUUCGAGGGGAUUUCUGCAUUCAGGUUGGCAGGAACAUUAUUCAUGGCAGUGAUUCAGUGAAAAGUGCUGAGAAAGAGAUCAGCCUGUGGUUUAAGCCUGAAGAACUCAUUGACUACAAGUCUUGUGCCCAUGACUGGGUCUACGAAUAGAGGUGGACAAAACAGAGCCCUUUUCAGCAUUACUGUUGGGCCUCUGGACACAGCCCUUCAUUCCACUGACCACAAGCGAUAAUAUGCACCAUCUUUUAUAAAGCAUAUUUACCAGUAAAGCCUUUGGAACUGGA
Molecule: messenger RNA, 756 nt
Organism: Nannospalax galili (Upper Galilee mountains blind mole rat)
Lineage: Eukaryota; Metazoa; Chordata; Mammalia; Rodentia; Spalacidae
Product: nucleoside diphosphate kinase B
Exons: 5
Coding region: 164-622 (152 amino acids)
Biological process (GO): GTP biosynthetic process; regulation of apoptotic process; CTP biosynthetic process
Molecular function (GO): nucleoside diphosphate kinase activity
Source: RefSeq, a predicted model, not a curated record